Molecule: messenger RNA, 4099 nt
Organism: Alligator sinensis (Chinese alligator)
Lineage: Eukaryota; Metazoa; Chordata; Crocodylia; Alligatoridae
Gene: TGOLN2
Product: trans-golgi network protein 2
Exons: 3
Cellular component (GO): trans-Golgi network transport vesicle; trans-Golgi network; endosome
Source: RefSeq, a predicted model, not a curated record
GCACAGACGUCCCUGCCUGCAUCCGAGUCCAAUCAGCUGCCCCCACAGGGCGAGAAAAAUGAGCCAUUAUCACCCAACACGACCCCUCAGCCCAUCCAGACCUCCAAGCCAACAGUGGUGACUGCCACCGUCAAGCACACGCCCAAGGGUGGCAAGGAGUCUGUGGCCCCCGUUGGGCCCACCCCCAAGGGUGGCAAGGAGUCUGUGGCCCCCGUUGGGCCCACCCCCAAGGGUGACAAGGAGUCUGUGGCCCCUGUUGAGCCUGCCCCCAAGGGCGAUGAGCAAUCUUCAGACCCUGCUGAGUCUGUCCCUAGUCCACACCUGCCCAGGAAGCUGUCCCCCACGGAGGAGCUGGAGGAACCAGAGGAGGAUGGGAAGAUUGACAAAAUCUCUCCUCCCAGCGGGGAGAAGAAGGACAGUGUCCCCAUUGCCCCCAAAGACCCGUCUGAGAGCAGCCACUUCUUCGCUUACCUGGUGACCACAGCCAUUAUCGUCGCUGUCUUGUACAUUGCCUAUCACAACAAACGGAAGAUCAUUGCUUUUGCUCUGGAAGGAAAAAGAUCCAAAAUAGCCCGACGCCCCAAAUCUGGUGAUUAUCAGAGACUGGAUCAAAAGAUAUAAAUCUGUUCCCUUGGAAAUUCUGCAUGUUGCUGGGCUGAGCAAGGAUGCCAGAAUGCAAUGGCCAAGGAAGUGCUGCAACUCCCAGCAGCAAGGCUCCAGCCCUCCCAGCCACACUGCCAUGUCUUGAUCUCAGAGGGGGUGGGGGGAGCAGGGAAAGUGCUUUUAGUUUUUUGCACCUGCACUUUGGUCAUGUUAAUGCUUCACUCUCCAUCUUUUUGGAUUCCCCUCCAUUCCUCCCCCCGACCCCUUCACAGCUGCCUGAAACUGAGCUAGUUUUCCAGCUCUGGUUUCUUGCUUCCAUUCUGUGACAAAGGAAAAAAACCAAGGGAAGAUGCAGCAAGGGACAGAAUUUCUUUUGCACCUACACAAUGUGGAACUGACUUCCUACUGUAUGGACACAAAGGUCUCUGGCAGAGGCCUGCCUGCUGAAUGAGCCAUCUCAGUCUCUCUCUUCUUGGUCCAUGGCGCUGUCUUUUGUACCGGCAUGGUUGGUCUUGACAAAUGAACGUUAUCCCCUUGUGUCCAAUGUGGGUGGACGCUAAAAUUCCUAGCCUAAUUGCACUAGUUCCAAAAAUGUUUGCCAAGGACUCUUUUGUCUGAUUGGUCUCUUGAUUCUCUGUGAGGACGACAGGGGUGGGGAUAACAUGAUUGUCUUCGUACCCAUGUUAGAGGUAACAGUGGAGUCAGCGCCUCAUGCCUCUUCUGACCCCUUUUGGGUUUUUUUUCCUGUCUUCAGGUUUCCUGAUGGUAUUUCUCCUCCUGGGCUCCCCAAAGCUUAGGAGACUGCACUGAAGACAAAGCGCUGAGGUGGGAUGUGGUUAGGGAAUGCCACAGAUGCAUGCAUAGCUUGGUGCCAAAUCUCCUUAGCAAGGUUUUACUCAGCUUUGUCUCUGCAUGUGAAUGCCUGCCUCUGAAAUGUCACUUGAAUGUAAGGGUUAUGUGGACUCAAGUAGCUUCAGUGCUGGCAAGUAGCUGAUACGCCUUUCCUGAAAGAGCGGAGUCUGAGCCCUGAAUUUUCAGCCUGGGUUGUUCUAGUUGGCACUGGGUGGACUUGUAUUGAUCAGAGCUCAGCAUAGUGAGAUUGGUGCGAAUUGAAUGUCUGCGUGCAGGGUCUAGCUUUCAGCGUUUCUCCAUUCAAGCACAGAACAGAUGUUGAGAGGAUGGGGUUGGUGGAUGGCUGCUGACCAUGGAUGCAUUGCACAUGCAUUUUGUGCAUGCAAGUGGUAGUGUUGGAACUUGACUCCCUUAGGCAGGUGACUGAACUGUUGGUUGCUGCAGGAGGUCAUAUGAUGCAGCCAGAGGUGCCCUACCCUGCCUGCUCUGCCAUAGACUUGGCAAACCUGGUGUCACUCAGUGCACAGCUGAUUUGUUCAGAAUAAAUGGGAGGGCAUCCUGGCUAGUGCAGAAAGAUUUCCUUCCAAGUGGGUGGGCAAUAGAGGAAAAAGGGAUUAGUUGAUAGGAUCGCUUCCAGCCAUCAGGUUGACAGGUCUCCCCUUCCCCUUGCUUUUGCUCCCGCCUCACUUCACUUUGUUUGUAGCUGAACAUGUCUUAAAACAGUCUGGUCCAUGCAGAGCUGAUUUCCUUGACACUGUGGACCACAUAGACUUAUUGCUUGUGGAAACCAAUGGCUGGUACAGGCUGGCAUUGCUGAUUUUGUAUUGUGAGGUAUGGGGACGGGUUAUUAUCUUCCAAAGGACAGUGUGUUUGUAAAGCCUGUAUGGGAGCAGGAUAGCUGGCUAGUGGGGUUGAGUGGCAUAUCUUGCUUCUCUCAUGGGCAGAAACCAUUACAGUAGCUUGUACAGGAGAAGUCUGAGUAAACAGCCACUCCUAGAAUAGAUGCUGACUGCGUCCUCGCUCCAUACACUCUUCAACUGAUGGAAGCCCAGGAAGAAUCUCAUCUCGCUUAUGUUAUCUUUGCUUGACUCGAGCCAAAGACGGCUUGUGAAGUCACCUUCUGUGUCGUCAGCUCUUCCCUCCUGCAGAUCUAGGUCAGUAGAUGUAGGAGUACUUGGUGAUCUCCUUGUGCAGACGAGGUUUCAACCCACAAAAAUGGUAAAUGCCAGACUUCAGUUUAUUUCUCUUUACAAGCUACUUUCUUUUGCUGAAAACAUAGUCACACAAUAAGGGGAGAGAAUCCCUCUUGUUUUAAAAUGUAUCUGGAAGGUGCUGCAGUGAAGGUUGCUUUCAGAUUCUGAGCUCUGAGAUGAGAAGACCCCACUGGGGCAGGGCAGAAAAGCCAGGUCCUAGAAUAGAACUUCAGAAGGAAGUGUGGCAUCUCCACGGAGGAGAGCUUGCAUGCAUGCAGCACGCCUGCUAGCUAUUGCAAAGGUAGUGCAUGGCACAUUUGAGGCAGAUGGCAGGAAGCUGUGCCCACCACCCACUUCGGUCAAUGAGGCAGAGUUGGAGGCAAUGCUUGAAUUUCUAUUUAUGCUCAAGACCUCUUGGAGGAUGUGAUAAGUUGCACAGUUUGGAUCCCAUUUCCCAGCUUCCUUGGGAAUCGUGGGGGGUGGCUUUGGAUUCCCCCCCCCCCUUGUUUCUGUUGCAGUUUUCAAUCGGGAAAUGUUUUAGAGGACUUGAACCAAACCAGUUUGUUGGGGAAAUCUGAGGCCUCCCCAACCUCUGUCUCUUCACUGACUUGAAUUAAAAAAGAAACUUUUCAGUUUGCUUGGGGAAACACAAUACCACAGAACCUGGCUACUCAGGAGCCCACAGGGAGACAAGCUCAGUCUCUCUCCUCUGCUUGGGCACUGCCUGUGAUACAAUCUGAUAGGUGCAAAGAUUUAAAUUCUUGAUAUAAAGAAUUAAAAUACAGGGAAAUUUUUCCUUUUUUUUUCCUUCUCCUGUUGGUCAUGGGGCUGUCUCAAAGAGUAGCUUGCCAUGUGAUGAGCACAAAGUCCAAUGAACAGAAAUGCACAUGGUACAAUGAAUGCAAACUUCACAGGGUGGUAAGGGCAUCACCUGGCUCAUUCACAACCCCUUGAAAUAUGGAUCUCUGGCCUCACUACUUCACGCUUGUGAAAGCAACUGUUCAACUGCAGUGCUGUCGUUUAACAUGUAAAUGGAAAGAACAGCUGGUGAGGCUGAAUUGUAAUGCUUCUAUCUGUAAAGUCUGAAGUGUGCAAGACUUUCAGUGGCUGUCACUAUAAUUGGGAUCUUGGAAUGAUUUCCAUGUUGUGUUGAUCUUUAUGGUAAUGCUCUCCUAUGUAAGAUGAGAUGAUCCACAAAUAUCAAAGAGGUAUAUUGGAUAUUCCUAUGAUGCAGCUUUGUAACAGCAUCUGCUGGAGACCCCUUUCUUGCCAAACACUGUUACCACAGUGUUGGGCCAGUGACCUUCCUGGGUUGAACCUAUGAUUUGUUUGGUUUCUGCUGCAAAGUCAGUUUUGCUUUGAAGAAUCAGAAUUUUAUAUUCCUUUGUAACUUUUCCCCCCCCCUGUGUGGUGAAAUCAAUGAAUGGAUCCAAUAAAGAAAUGUGAUUUGA